Molecule: messenger RNA, 501 nt
Organism: Gongylonema pulchrum
Lineage: Eukaryota; Metazoa; Nematoda; Chromadorea; Rhabditida; Gongylonematidae
Source: the annotation of a GenBank genome assembly
AUGGUGCAUGAAAAGGUUGAGGAGUGGCAAUUACUGGCGUUUGGCAAAAUCAAUAAUUAUUUUGAAAGGAACUUGGUUUGCGAGAGGGUAUCGGGAGAUUUGCCUGUUUGUAUUGUGCUUGUGAAGCAAACCCUGAAUGGUACCGUGAUAGUACGCGCAGACUGCAAGUAUCCCCAGCCUUUCUGGCCACUAACAUACCCGGAAGCUCGAAGAGUGAUUGCUCCGUACAGUGCGAGCCGAGAAUGCGAAGAAGCUGCCAUGGUCGAAAGUGAUGCCAAAUUGCAAGCAUACAAUGAAUUUUGCAAACGCAUCGACGACUAUCAGGACUACUAUAAUGUAAGCUACGCUAGAAGGACAUUUGCAUACGGAUUCGUCAGUUGUGCGGAAGAACGUCAGGAAAAGCUGUCUGCCAUAGCAUGCUGGUACACAAAGUUGCAUCCUGAAUGGUACUAUGCUCAGGUUCAUGUUGCUAUGGGCAAUUUGAUGUUUGUUCAGCACUAG